This is a messenger RNA of Staurois parvus, 484 nucleotides long. Lineage: Eukaryota; Metazoa; Chordata; Amphibia; Anura; Ranidae. The record is from the annotation of a GenBank genome assembly.
GGAUUGGCAGAGAGAGGGUGGAGGACACUGAAUGGAGGUCAGUGGAGGGAUUGGCAGAGAGGGGUGAGGACACUGAAUGGAGGCCAGUGGAGGGAUUGGCAGAGAGGGGUGGAGGACACUGAAUGGAGGUCAGUGGAGGGAUUGGCAAGAGAGGGUGGAGGGACACUGAAUGGAGGUCAGUGGAGGGAUUGGCAGAGAAGGGUGGAGGACACUGAAUGGAGGUCAGUGGAGGGAUUGGCAGAGAGGGUGGAGGACACUGAAUGGAGGUCAGUGGAGGGAUUGGCAGAGAAGGGUGGAGGACACUGAAUGGAGGUCAGUGGAGGGAUUGGCAGAGAAGGGUGGAGGACACUGAAUGGAGGUCAGUGGAGGGAUUGGCAGAGAGGGGUGGAGGACACUGAAUGGAGGCCAGUGGAGGGAUUGGCAGAGAGGGGUGGAGGACACUGAGCAGCUGGUAAGAUAGAUGAGUAAGUAGCAGAGGGGGAUG